Messenger RNA from Phodopus roborovskii (desert hamster), 999 nucleotides. It is a transcript of the gene Ly6h, whose product is annotated as lymphocyte antigen 6 family member H. Gene Ontology annotation, cellular component: plasma membrane. Gene Ontology annotation, molecular function: acetylcholine receptor inhibitor activity; acetylcholine receptor binding. Gene Ontology annotation, biological process: acetylcholine receptor signaling pathway. Lineage: Eukaryota; Metazoa; Chordata; Mammalia; Rodentia; Cricetidae. The record is from RefSeq and is a predicted model, not a curated record. The transcript is spliced from 4 exons. The coding region runs from base 222 to 641 and encodes 139 amino acids.
CGUUCCCCGAAAGACGAAGCUGCGCCCCGAUUCCGGUCCGCAGGGAGAACGAAGGGCAUUUCUCCCCGCGCCGCACCCGCUGCUGAGCCCGGAGUGCGGACACCCCAGGGAUGUGAGUGCGCCCCGACCCUGAGGCCCGCACUCCACGCCCCGAUUCGCGGCCUGCGCCUCAGAGGACCCCUGCCUGCAGUCCCCGUGCUUCUCUCAGGCCCUCUCAGAGCAUGCUGCCUGCAGCCAUGAAGAGCCUUGGCCUGGCACUGCUGGCCUUGCUGCUUUGCCCCUCGCCUGCCCAUGGCCUGUGGUGCCAGGACUGCACCCUGGCCAAUUCCAGCCAUUGCGCCCCGAAGCAGUGCCAGCCAACCGACACCGUUUGUGCCAGCGUGCGGAUCACCGACCCCAGCAGCAGUAGGAAGGACCAUUCUGUGAACAAGAUGUGUGCUUCCUCCUGCGACUUCGUUAAGCGGCACUUUUUCUCAGACUAUCUGAUGGGGUUCAUUAACUCUGGGAUCUUAAAAGUCGACGUGGACUGCUGCGAGAAAGAUUUGUGCAACGGGGCAUCAGCCAAGGGGCAUAGUCCCUGGGCCCUGGCUGGGGGGCUCCUGCUCAGUCUGGGGCCGGCUCUCCUCUGGGCUGGGCCCUGAGGACCCUCCCUCCCUCCUGCAGGGCUUUGGAGCUUGUCCCCAAGCUUGUUGCUGCCCCUCCCCAGCCUAGCCUGGCUAGGGCUGGGAUAGCAAGGGCUUGCCCUCAAGGUCUGUAGCUCUCAACUUCCCUAGAUGUGAGCCUUCUCCUUUUCUCCACCAGCUCCAUAUCCCAGGCAGCUGGACAUCUCCAGGAGACCAGACACCCUGGCAGGAAGCUCGGGUGGGGGGGGGAGGGGGAGGGCAGGGGACUGGGACCCUCCAGGUCCCCUAGGGGAGGGAGGCCAAGCCAGGGACAGCCCAACAGCCUGGCCUGAGGGGCAUUAACUACAGAGAAAUAAAGUCACUUCUGAGUCUUGUG